This is a messenger RNA of Carassius carassius (crucian carp), 3088 nucleotides long. RefSeq names its product stromal interaction molecule 1a (gene stim1a). Gene Ontology annotation, biological process: store-operated calcium entry; intracellular calcium ion homeostasis; activation of store-operated calcium channel activity. Gene Ontology annotation, cellular component: endoplasmic reticulum; plasma membrane. Gene Ontology annotation, molecular function: protein binding; calcium channel regulator activity; calcium ion binding. The record is from RefSeq and is a predicted model, not a curated record. The transcript has 14 exons. Bases 292 to 2721 code for a protein of 809 amino acids. Lineage: Eukaryota; Metazoa; Chordata; Actinopteri; Cypriniformes; Cyprinidae.
GAGUAUGUGACUGCGCAUGCGUCGCGCCGCAGACUGCGAGCCCGGCUUGAAUCGAGGAGGAAGCGCAGCUUAUUUGGCCUCAAUUGCUUGUGUCCCUUAGUGAGGACGACUGAACCACCGUGCACCUGCCGUAUUCUCUCAUCGGGACGGAAACCUAACAGAACCGCGCGGUCGUGUGUUUUUGGAGUGUUUCAACACAAAGCCUCAAUGGAGUCUGAUGGGAGGAGAGAGCAGCUGAAGACUAACCUCAAACACUGAGACGGUCUCCACGAGGAUCUGAGCUGUCCCACUAUGAAGCUCAAGAGAUUGGUGACUUUCUGGAUUGCAUGUAUAUGCUUGUUGGAAUGUCGAGCGGACAAAUCCAAUCCUGUAAGCCCAGACCCCUUACAAUCGGACAACAGUGUCUCAGAGUUUUGCCGCAUUGACGAGCUGCUCUGCCAGGAUGAGAUCGCCAUCCUCAGUUUUGAGGCCAUCCGCAGCAUUCACAAGCAAAUGGACGACGAUGCCAAUGGCAAUGUGGAUGUUUCGGAAACCGAUGGGUUUUUAAGAGAGGACCUCAACUACCAUGACCCCAAAGCCAAGCACAACAGUUUCCACGGUGACGACCAGCUCAUAAGCGUGGAGGACCUGUGGAAUGCCUGGAAGAGUUCGGAAGUGUAUAACUGGACCGGUGAUAAGGUUGUGGAGUGGCUUAUUGACUAUGUCGAGCUGUCACAAUAUGAAGAAGCCUUCCGGAAGUUUAAUUUCAACGGCACAUCCAUGCCCCGAUUGGCGGUAAAGAAUGUUACUUUGACACAGACCGUCCUGAAGAUUCUGGACCGGAGUCACUUUCAGAAACUGCAGCUCAAGGCUCUGGAUACCGUUCUGUUUGGAGCUCCUAUGAUGAACAGACAUAACCAUCUGAAGGACUUCAUGCUGGUGGUGUCAAUAGUCAUCGGAAUGGGAGGCUGCUGGUUCGCUUACAUCCAGAACCGCAAUUCUAAAGACCACAUGAAGAAGAUGAUGAAAGACCUGGACAGCCUCCAACGGGCAGAACAGAGCCUUCACGACCUACAGCAGAAGCUACAGAUUGCUCAGGAGGAGCAUCGUUCAGUGGAGGUGGAGAAGGUGAAUCUGGAGCAGAAGCUGAGGGAUGAGAUCAACGCUGCCAAACAAGAAGCGCAGAGACUGAAGGAGCUCCGAGAGGGAACUGGGAACGAGUUGAGCCGACAGAAAUACGCAGAGGAGGAACUGGAGCAGGUGCGUAUGGCUCUGAAGAAGGCAGAGAAGGAACUGGAGUCUCGCAGCAGCUGGUCUCCUCCUGAAGCCCUGCAGAAAUGGCUGCAGCUCACUCAUGAGGUGGAGGUGCAGUACUACAACAUCAAGAAACAGAACGCAGAGAGACAACUGCAGGUGGCCAAAGAGGGGGCAGAAAAAAUUAAGAAGAAGAGAAAUACUUUAUUCGGAACAUUCCAUGUGGCCCAUAGUUCUUCACUGGAUGAUGUGGAUCACAAAAUACUUGCAGCCAAGCAGGCUCUGGGUGAGGUAACAGCAGCUCUGAGAGAGCGACUCCAUCGUUGGCAGCAGAUUGAGUUCCUAACAGGCUUCACGCUGGUCAAUAACCCAGGCCUGCCCUCUCUGGCCUCUGCCCUCAACCUGGACCCCAGCUUCAUGGGCGCCCGCGGCACACCCCAGCACUUCAUGUCUGAAGACAUGGAUGACAUGGAUGAGGACAUAGUGUCACCAGGAACACUCCAGUAUGCAGCGUGGCUAAUGGGCCGCCGAGCAAGUGAUCUCUGGUCUUUGAAUUCGGAUUGCCAGUCAUUUUGGAAGUACUCUGCUCCCAGUAUGAUGUCACUUCGGCAACGGCACAUUGACCCACAGCUGGCCAUGGGUUCACAGAGGUUGGUAGACAGUUGUGUUGCACUUGGUAGGCAGGAAGGGGAGGGUAGCUUGUACUCAUCCAGGUCUAGGACAGCGAUACGCCAGGCGCGCAGCCAAUCUUUUGGGCAGUUUGACGCUCUGGGACUGCCUCCCCUUUCCUCAGCAGUGUCUCAUCCUGCUAUCUACUUCGCUGCCUCAUUCCACACUCCUCACUCCUCUUCUGUCGCUACUGCCCCUCAUGCAUCCCACUAUCACUCUUCACAUUUCCAGCCCAUGGACACCAUCCCAGACCUCCCUUAUGAUGCCAGCCCAGAGCGCCUCCGCCGUUCCGGCAGCUAUGGGGACUUGAAUCGCUCUGACUCCGAUUCUUCCUUGGUUAUAUCCCAGACUGGAGAGCAGUUACGCCUGUCCUACAGUUCCAAAGGCUUCCCAGUGAGGCCCACUUCACUCCUGCAUGGCCCCAUUUCACGCUCUGAAGAGGGAGCCCACUCCCACGCACACAACGGAGGCAACAGAGUUCACGAUGGGGGCGCAUCUCCAGAUGGAGUUCCUGAUAGUCCUAUAUUAAUGAAGAAGGUGUAUAGCAUAGAGAAAUCUGCCAGUAUGAGUGAGAUCCACGGCUCCCAGGCAGGGAUGACCAUGUCAGAAUCCUCACGCUCCUUAAGCCCAAACUCCUCUGAGCCUGAUACAGCAUCCCCCAUUGGACUGACUGGGGGGAAGGCUGGAAACCGCAUACCCCAGAUCUCCUCAAAAAAGAGCCCCCUAGAGGAGGACAGUGGCUCCACAGGUGAAGACACUGACUCUGUUGCCAGUCGCAAGAAACAUACCUUCAAGAUCUUCAAAAAACAGAAGAAAUAAGACAACUGGACAACGGUUUUGUUUUUCCCUUAUUUUUCUUUGUUGUAUUGUUGAGAUAAAUGUUUUUUAUUAAUUUUUUUCCCCAAGUUAUGGCACAACCAAACACCUUUCCAAGGUCUUUAUAGAAAUGUUUGCUUUUUCAGAGGAACACUUAGGAACAAGCAUGAUUUUGGGGUAGGAUGGGAACAAAACACCAGUGGGAAAAGGGAGGAACUUUUUUGGGGGAAUGUAAUGCAUUAUUUAUUCAGCAGGAGACAGUGCCAGACUUUCAAAGAAAUCUUCCCUCUGAUGGACGUUUCUUUCCUUGUAUAAUCUGUAUCAGUUUGCAUGUCUUCGCCUUUGUUUGAUUGAACUUUGAAUGCUCCUA